Messenger RNA from Plasmodium gaboni, 371 nucleotides. Its product is annotated as putative EMP1-like protein. The annotation marks the transcript as partial. Lineage: Eukaryota; Apicomplexa; Aconoidasida; Haemosporida; Plasmodiidae. The transcript has a single exon. The record is from RefSeq and is a predicted model, not a curated record.
UGUACAUUACCUAAGGAAGAUGAGAUUCCUCAGUUUUUGAGAUGGUUAACUGAAUGGUCCCAGCAAUACUGUAAAGAAAAAUUAAUUAAAUCACGUAUAAUUAAUACAAAAUGUAAAGAUAUAGUUGAUGGAAAAAACUAUGCAACUACGGUUGAUAUAUCAGAUAUAGAAUGUAAACGAUUAUUUAUGGAUUAUGAAAAUUGGUUUAGGUAUCGAAAUAAUGAUUGGAAUGGCUUAUCUAAAAAAUAUGAUAAGAUUAAAAAUGCAAUUAAUUCUGCUACUACUAAACCACCUGAAGAAACUCCUCAGCAAUAUAUAAGAAAUAAUUGUGUAGAUUGUGAGUGUGAUUUAAACGAUUUGAAAGAAAUAAA